Molecule: messenger RNA, 3190 nt
Organism: Diabrotica virgifera virgifera (western corn rootworm)
Lineage: Eukaryota; Metazoa; Arthropoda; Insecta; Coleoptera; Chrysomelidae
Exons: 12
Coding region: 11-3115 (1034 amino acids)
Source: RefSeq, a predicted model, not a curated record
CAUUCUUCGAAUGGCCACUUUUUUGUAUAAAAAGACAAAGGACGAGUUAGUAGUCAGUUCAAAAUCGAAAAUGGAUCACAAACAGUUCUAUUCGAUUUUGUUUUGUAUCCUCGUAGGGAGCACUUUGGGGCAUGAAUACCAACGAGCAAAAUAUUUUGCGCCCCAAUCAAGUUCUAAACUCUCCCAUCUCACAAAACGAGCUGCCGAUGAUAAUAGCAAGCAAUGCCAAUUAGAUUGCAGUGGUGUUAAACCGAAAGGAAAUAUAGAAUUGUAUUUUAACUCCACAACAUACAUAAUUGCUGUCGUCAAUAUAACAGCAAGAGUUGCUUGGAUUUUCGACUUUAAUACAAAUAUAUCACUAAUAGCAGAUGGUAAUACUGGAGGAGGCAUUGUCUUUAAUGUUGAGACUAAUGAUGGACUAUACAUCAAAUCUAGUAAGAAUCCUCUCCUUUGGCUUCCCGGUGUAUUAUUUGAAGACUACUCUUCAAGUAUAGUUUCCCUUAAAGCACUGCUGACCUUAGAUGGAGUUAAAUUUAACUUAAAAAAACCUGGUACAGAACAAUUAACAGUAAUAAACCAACUUGUUAUCAAACUGGCUUUAAACCUAGACUUUAGCCAUGAUAAUAGUGCUGGUCUCAACUUAAUAGUAAGAAUCGUGAAGAAUUUCCAAAGUUUCCAUUCAGGAAGUCUUAAUCACCUCUACAAAAUACUUACAGGAGUUGUAAAGAUUCGUGUGACAGGAGAUAUUGCAUUUUUGGUCAGUGUUCUGGGUGGUUUAGCUAUUAUCGUGGAGAAACUUGGUGGAGUAGAUGCUUUACUCAAGGCUGGCGUGACAUUAGAUCUAAAUGGACUUCUAGGUGCAGACAACGGUAUCGAAGCUCUUAUCAACAUCCUUCUUGCUUUAGGAGGUAAAGUCGAUCUGGCACCCUUGGCAGGCAUUCUUAAUAACGUUGAGAGUCUUUUGGGAUUAAUUUUACAAUUAGGAGGAGGUUUAGUAACAGGAGUUACUGGUGUUGUAAAAGUACUACUUACAAUUCUUGGAGUAGUUUCAAAGAAACUUGAUCUUAAAGAUCUGUUGCAAGUACUUAUUGAAUUCGCUGCUGCCAAAGGAGAAGGAGUCACCAUCGAAAUUAAGGUAUAUCUCGGUGCCUUAUUGAAUGUCUUAAAACAACUAAAUCUUGGAGAGCUACUAUCUGGACUCGUUUCAACAGUGGAGAAGAUUCUAGGCGGAACUUUGAUAAUACUUGGUGUCAACAUUGCGGCAAUUUUGGACCUAUUAAUAUCUGUAGAACUAUUAAAACUCACAUUAAUCGUGAGAGUAUUAUUGUUGCUUGGAUCAGUUGUGAAGACAGUACUAUCACUUCCUGCUCUUCUCUUCCAUCUAAUAGGACUACUUACAUCAACAGUUGGAAUAACUCUUCUGCUUUCUCUUGGACUCGUCAAAAAGAUUGUGUCAGUUACAGAUAUUGUUAAGGAGAUCGCCAAGAGCCAAGUAAAAAUUCUCUUAAACGUAUUAAAUCCAAUUGGACUACUGAAGAGUAUUCCUUUCGUUGGAGACAUAUAUAUUGAAGUUAGUGUUACCGUUAAAACUGCUAGCGGUGGCAAAGAGGACUUGGAUUCUUCAGUAAAAUCUGAUCAUAGCUUCUUAGGAAAUCUUGUAAUUUGGGUUAAGGGAUUACUAGGCGUCGAUGGUGUUACUACACCAAAACCUACCACAACUACAACUGAUGCUUCUGGAGGCUGGGGUAAUGGAGUAUUUGGAAAAAUAAUUGGUGGAAUCUUUGGUGGAAAUAGCGGAUCAGGAGGUUCAUCAGGAGGUGGAUCAGGAGGUUCAUCAGGAGGUGGAUCAGGAGGUUCAUCAGGAGGUGGAUCAGGAGGUUCAUCAGGAGGCGGAUCAGGAGGUGGAUCAGGAGGUGGUACCGGAUCAGGAGGUAUUGGUAUAGACAUCGGUAUUGGUGGUGGUAGUAAAGGAAGCGGAAGUGGUAGUGGAAGCGGAAGUGGUAGCGGAAGCGGUAGCGGAAGCGGAAGUGGUAGCGGAAGCGGAAGUGGUAGCGGAAGUGGAAGCGGAAGUCAAGGCGGAAGCGGAAAUCAAGGCGGAAGCGGAGGGGGAAGUAUAAGCAUCGGAGGCGGAAGUGGAAGCGGAAGUGAUGGAAAGGGAAGCGGAAGUGGAAGUGGAAGUGGAAGCGGAAGCGGAAGUGGAAGUGGAAGCGGAAGUGGAAGUGGAAGUGGAAGCGGAAGUCACGGCGGAAGUAUAAGCAUCGGAGGUGGAACUGGAAGCGGAAGUGGUGGAAGUGGAAGCGGAAGUGCUGGAAGUGGAAGCGGAAGUGGAAAUGGAGGCGGAAGCGGAAGUGGAAGCGGAAGUGGAAGCACAGGUGGAAGCGGAAGUGGAAGCACAGGUGGAAGCGGAAGUGGAAGCUCAGGUGGAAGCGGAAGUGGAAGCGGAAAGGGUGGUUGGAAUAUAGGUGGAGGUAUUGGCGGAAUUAUUGGUAUAGGCGGAGGCGGAAGCGGAAACAAGGGUGGAAGUGGAAGCGGAACCGGAAGCGGAACUGGAAGCGGAACAGGAACUGGAAGCGCUGGCGGAAGCGGAUCUAAAGGCGGUAGCUGGAGCUGGUCCUGGGGCACAGGCGGUGAAAGUUCAACCGAAAGUGGUGGAAAGGGCAGCGGAAGUGGUAGCGUAGGAGGAAGUGGAAGCGGAAGCUCAGGAGGAAGUGGAAGCGGAAGCUCAGGAGGAAGUGGAAGCGGAAGUGGAGGAGCAGGCGGAAGUGGAGGAUCAAGCGGAAGCGGAUCUACAGGCGGAAAAACUGGUUGGGGUUGGUCUCUAGGCCUUGGCGGUUCAAGCGGAAGUGGUGGAAGUGGAAGCGGAAGUGGUGGAAGUGGAAGUGGAAGCGGUAGCGGAAGCGGAAGUGGUAGCGGAAGCGGUAGCGGAAGUGGAAGUGGAGGAGGAAGUGGAAGUGGAAGUGGAUCUGCUGGCGGAAAACUUGGUUGGUCCUGGGGUGGUAGUAGUUCAGCCGGCGGCAGCACUGGAGGUCACAAAGGCUGGUCAUGGAGUGCAAAAAGCCACGAAGGUCACAAAAAUCACCACGAUAGACACCACAAAGCUGAAAAACAACAAUAACUUACUACGAAUAACUAAAUUUUAAGUCUUCCAUUUUGUACAUAUCUACUGUAAAUAAAUAUUAUGCGUCGACAA